Messenger RNA from Chaetomium strumarium, 1498 nucleotides. Its product is annotated as WD40-repeat-containing domain protein. The transcript is spliced from 6 exons. NCBI's taxonomy places the organism in Eukaryota, Fungi, Ascomycota, Sordariomycetes, Sordariales, Chaetomiaceae. Gene Ontology annotation, molecular function: protein binding. The record is from RefSeq and is a predicted model, not a curated record. The coding region runs from base 266 to 1267 and encodes 333 amino acids.
GCUGUCAGCUGCCGGGCGGCUGGCCGAAGACUGGCGAAGGCAGAAGGACUCUCAUGAACUUGAAGUCCAAGUUGAUCCGUUUGGAAAAGGACGGUUUGAUUGAGGACAGAAGCUCAGAGUAACGAGUUUUAACAGUCAACCAACUGGAGGAAUAAACCGGUCAGUCGCUUUUCACUCAGUGCCAUAUCAGCCUUUGCACUGAGGCAGUAUUCGAUCGAUAUUGAAGCACGGUGUUCAAGCCAAGCCUGUGAAGGCAGCUUGCGCAAUGUACCAGCUCGUCAACACAGACGUGUUCAAUUAUCCUCGACAUGACAUCUUUGUCUUGGACAUCCUGCCUGUCUCGACCGGUUUUGCAGCAACAGCUUCAGACCAGACACUCAGUCUCUUUGACCCCCUGAGACUGAGCCAAGGGCCGGUGAAGAGGCUCCGGACAGACCAUGGGAAUCUUACUGCUGCGAAGGUGUACGACGCCGCCAACUCGAUCAUCUGCUCGACAGGAGAGAAUGGUACCGUCUCCGUUUGGGACCUGCGCCUCGACCCUGGGAGGGCUCAGGCACUGCAAAUAGGGGGGAACCAGUCAAGUCUAUUGUCACUGGCAUGCUCAAAUGAGACCAACGCCAUUGCUGCGGGAACAGAGUUAGCCGACCACCAAGCAUCCAUCAUCAUCUGGGACCUCCGUUCCCCUUCCAUUCCCAGGACCCAAUUCAACGAAGUCCACUCCGACGACAUCACCGAGCUAACAUACCACCCCACAAACCCAUCCCUCCUCCUCUCAGGCUCGACCGACGGCCUGGUGAACAUCACCGACACCUCGAUAGCCGACGAGGACGAGGCCGUGCAGCAGACCUUCAACCACGGCUCGGUGCACCGCGCCGGCUUCCUCAACGAGACGGAGGUCUUCGCGGCCUCGCACGACGAGAAGUUCGCGCUCUACGACAUGGCCGAGCAGACACACACCGGCGCGGCCACCGUUGACUUCGGCGACGUGCGGACGCUGCUGGGGUGUCAGUACCUUGCUGCCGUGGCGCCCAAGCUGGGGGGCAUGGGCGCUGUGGUGGGUGUUGGGACGCACGACCAGGAUAUGUUCCAGUUGUUUCACCUGGCAAAGGGCACUGGAGGUUGGGUGUUGGAUAGGGAGACGGUUGUUGGAUUGCCUGGGGCGCACGAGUCGGAGUUGGUCAGGAGUUUCUGCUUCUAUGACGAGCAGCAACUUGUGUUUACUGCCGGGGAGGAUGGGUGUGUCAAAGCUUGGAGGCCCGGGAACUAGACAAGAGCGAAAAUUGGAGGCCUUUCGAGGCAGCCGCGGACCCAAUCAUAGAGCAAGUGCCUAUGGUCGCUCCAGCAUAUGAGAGCGGCGGCCGCGCCGAUGCUUCACUUAAGAUUGAGCCCGGCUUGGUAAAGUCCACACCGUGCCUCUUACCUAACCCGGCUAUACCAACAUGCUAUAGGCUGGGUUUGGCCAGCUGUGAAACCGCCAUCGAUCUGUUGACAUGACCGU